AUGUGCCUCUUGCAGCACCCCGCGGCCGCUGCGGCUGCGCCUCCCGCCGGCUCCGCGCCGCUCCCGUUAACGUGGUUCCUCCUGGGGCUGUGGCACGGCGAGCGGGCUCGGCCGGGGAGGGGGAGCCGGGGGUGCUGCCGGUGGGGUUCCUCGGCUCCGCGCUGCCUGCUCCGGCUCCGGGAUGAGGGCGGCGUCGCCGCCGCCAGCAGGCGCAUCCAGCCGGGGCUGUGCCCCUUACGGCGGGGUCAUCGCAGUGUCCCGUGCCGGGGACCCGGGGCAGCGGUGUCCUUGUGCCGGCACCCGCUGCGCCCGGCGGCGGCGGGGCUGGGUGAUCCCCCACGGAUGAACUUUUCCUAUUCCUGUGUUCUGUUACAGGUUUUGGGAUUUGAAGUUGAUACGGUGAACUCUGUCCAGUUUUCAAACCACACAGGCUAUGCCCACUGGAAGGGUCAGGUGUUGAAUUCAGAUGAGCUUCAUGAACUUUAUGAAGGACUUAAGCUGAACAUGGUCAACCGGUACGAUUAUGUGCUCACAGGGUAUACAAGAGACACAUCAUUUCUUGCAAUGGUGGUGGAUAUUGUCCAGGAGUUGAAGCAACAGAAUUCUAACCUCGUGUAUGUGUGUGAUCCAGUGAUGGGUGACAAGUGGAAUGGAGAAGGCUCUAUGUAUGUGCCCAAGGAUCUCCUGCCAGUCUACAGGGACAAAGUUGUACCUGUUGCAGAUAUAAUCACUCCUAACCAGUUUGAAGCUGAGUUACUCACAGGCAGGAAGAUUUACACGGAAAAAGAUGCACUGGAGGUAAUGGAUAUGCUCCAUGCCAUGGGACCAGAGACUGUGGUGAUAACAAGCUCAGACCUACAGGCACCUCUAGGAAACGACUACCUGAUUGCUCUGGGAAGCCACAGAAAAACUAAAGCAGAUGGUACCAGGAUAACACAAAGAAUUCGAGUGGAGUCUCCUAAAGUGGAUGCUGUCUUUGUUGGAACAGGAGACUUGUUUGCUGCUAUGCUUCUGGCAUGGACACACAAGCACCCAAACAAUUUGAAGGUGGCAUGUGAAAAGACUGUGUCAGCCAUGCAGCAUGUUCUGCAAAGGACCAUUAAGAGUGCAAAAGUGCAAGCUGGAGAAGGAAACAAACCAAACUCAGCCCAGCUGGAACUGAGAAUGGUCCAAAGCAAAAAGGACAUAGAAAACCCAGAGAUCAUAGUGAAAGCCACCGUGUUAUAAAGGCUCCACGUCUCCAAUAACGCACAAUGUAUCGAUGUCCUCAUUUCUUUCCUGUAAAUUGUAAUAUUUGCCUUAGAUCUGUGACAGAAACCUGACUUUCAUGAAAUAGUGCCCAGCAUAGGCAGAUAUCCACUCUCAAACAUAUGUGCUGGCCUUGCUCAGUUUUAAAAACAGAACAGUUAGUGUGCAUUGAAGCAUAUUCCCAGGUAUCCCAAUGUCUGUCAGAUUCACUUAGUCUGUGUGAUUACCCAGGGCAAGAGAGCAAUGUUCCUGCCUUGCCAAAGACUGUAGAUGUGAAUUUGCUAGUGAAAUGCUUGACUGACUGGAAAAUGUAUUUCAAGAUGGCAUCUAGUGCCAAUGGAGCUGGCUCCAUGCUCCCUUUUCCUGGAGGUACCUGGUUACCUACUCUGGUAUUCAGUAUCUCAGCUGCUAUGAAACUAAGCAGGGUUAAAGCUACACACACACUUCUGGUUGUGUGUAGGAGUACUUUGAAGAUGUUUGGCAUAUUCAGUACUCUGAAGUGACCUUGAGAUGUCAUUCAUGUUGCUGAUCUCUGCUCCUGUUUCUUGUCCAUGAACAGUUUCAGUUGUCACAGGUUCCAGCUGCUUAUUUCUCAUGUCCGUGGGUGCCCACGUGAUUUUCCUCCAAAAACUGCUCCAGAAACAUCUUGAUUAACAAGAUCAUGCCUUUAUUCAGUAGCACUGGUUAGGAGUGUGGCCUCUGAGGCCAGGUUUGAUUCUCUUUUAUCUAAGGGCAAAAAAGGAAGCAGCUCUUACCCUGGAAGUUGGCUGCUUUGGUUUGUUCAUUGUGGGUGGAUUUACUUACAAACUACAUGGGCACUUGACUUACAUUAGUGAGCACUGCUGGCAGCCUUAGCAAUGAAGAAAUGUGGCAAAAGUAGUACUUUUGGUUUAGUAGGAUCUGGUCUGGACUGGUUUACCAACUGCAGUGAAACAGGAUAAUUAACUUGUUCAUAAUGUCUCUGCAAGCAACACCAAUUAGAGAUUACAGAAAUACAUUAUUAUUAAUGUUAUUCUUAAUGCACAGUUCUGCUUGAUAAGGCUUCAAAAUGGGAUUUUUAAUCAUUUCAGUGUCCUAUGGAUCACAGCCACAUACUAAAGCAACAGGGCAGGUCUGCUGACAGGUGUUGGCCACUCACACUUCCAUAGGACUUCUGUCUGGGAUCCAUGUUCUUGUUUGUCCCAAGAUAAAAUCUAGUGUGAAGUUAAAUCCAGAUCAAAUUGAUGAGCUUUACUUGUCUCAGACUGCAUAAGGGGAUGGAAAUUGCAUUUCUGAUUGAUUUCCUCUCCUGCAUUUGGCAUCAAAAGUGAAAAAAAAAUCAUGUUACUUGACAGUUUAAGGGAAAAAUUAGCAGGAAUUUAUCUACAAAAUGUUACUCUACUGCCACAGUUUUUAUUAACCACUGUCAUGAAAUACCUUUCUAGCAAUAAUAUUUUUGGUGUUGUGAACAGCUGCUAAAAUUAGCAGUCAGUAACAGAGAUAGGAGCUCAUGGCUGAUACCCAGCCUGUAAAAAGAUGUGAACUGCCUUGACAGUGUGUACAAGUGGUUGAUGGGAAGCAGUGCAGAGGGAACCAGGCUCCUCUCAGUGGUGCCCAAGAAGUGAUAAAUAGGCAGUAGCACAAAAUGAAAUACAGGAAAAUCCAUUUAAACAUUAGAAAAAUAAAAUUCACUGUGAAGGUGAUCAGACACUGGCACAGGUUGCACAGAGAGGUUGUGGAGUCUCCAUUCUUGGAGAUUCUCAGAUGCUGACUGAACAUGGCCCUGAGUAAACCUGCUGUACUUGGCCCUGUUUGCUCAGAGGUUGGGCCAGAGGAUCUCCAAAGGUCCCUUCCAACCUCAGCCAUUCCAUGAUUCUCUGAGCACAUUGAACUGCCUUUCUUUGCAGCACUGGAUUGUAAAAUUUUGUUCUCCCUGCAACACCAACUUCCAGAUGGGCUGGAAAAUAAUCAUACUGAUAUUCCCCCCUUUUUUAGAUAAGUUGCUGUUUGCUUGGGUGGCUGUGCCAGGAGGACAAUUAACCUCUUUUGAGAUACUUGCUUUCAGCAAAGAUAUUAAAAUACUAUAGCUGGUGAUAUGUUUCAACAGUUGAACACAAGAAAGAUUUUAAUUCUUUCUGACAUUGAUUAACCAAGUGCUGCAUGCCAUAUUCCAAAUAUAACUAUGAGUUUAUUUAUCUUUUAAAAUUAGAGUAUUUCAUGUGGAAGUGCAUAAUCCCUGCCAUCCUCUUAGGAAGAAAGGAUCAACUUCCUGAACUUCCCUGCCUGUACAGACAAUGGUCAAUGCCCUUUUAGUAAGUGUGAGACAGCACCAUUUUAUUUUGCCAUUAGAAUAAAGAGACUUCACAAGAGGAUAAGGAGAAAGGCAAGGGCUGUUUUCUCUGAAAUAAAGAAGCUUGGAGCUACCUUGCAAACAAGGUUUUAAUUGUAAACCAUGAUGAGCCAUGAUCUUGACAUAAAAGACAAAGUGAUAUGUUUGUUGGAGCAGUUUACACCUGUCAGGUGUAAUCUUUCUCCACUUCCUCAGAGAAUGGAUCCAUUCAAUAAUUCACACCUUCCUUAGAAUCUGUGACACACCCAUGUUAAGAAAAAAAGAAAAGAAUAUUCAUACUAAUGUGCUCAAUUUGCAAAAGUUCCUAUUUCACAAUAGUUGGAUCCUGUAGCAAUGGGCUGCUGGUUUCAUCUGCUUGAGUCCCUGCGUGUUAUUCAUGUGAUACCUGUUUUAAACUCCCACUGACCUGAUCUAAAUUAGGUCAGGUUUAUGUCUUCAGUGAAGAAUUGGGCUUAACAUCUCUUGCCAGGAACAAACAUCAGAAAUUAUCUGUAAAUAUAUUCUGUAGCUAACAUUUUGUAGCCACAGCAGUCUAACAGGUAUUUUUGAAUGUCAAGGUACACAUUUUUUAUUUGUUUAGAGUUACACAAAGCUUAUGUGCAGAACAAAAUUCAAAGACUCAGCACAGUCCUGACUAAUAUUUAAUUCCCUCCUCUCCUCCUGCAUAUAAUACCUGUAUCUUUUUCUGAGUUCCUGCUGUGUGAUACAGUUGGAAAGUGUUUCAGUCAGACAGUGCCCACUAUUUAUUCAGGGCUUUGGAGGAGACUGACCAGCGUUGUCUGGUGUUUGCAGUGUUGUUGACUUGCAAACCUUUAGUUAAAAGAUAAAAGGUCAGUCUGAACUAGCUUAGGUAGUGACUGAUGACAGGAGAACAAGCACUUUAGCCCAGAGAGUGGAGUCUGUAACAUGGGUAAUCUUCCCUGGCCAUGCUGAGAGCAGGAAAGGUGUAACCCAGCAGUCCAGCACUACCAGCUGGGGACUGGUGGCUUCACUGCCACAUGUGUGAGGUCAGAGUGAGGCUUCUCCUGCUGCAGCACAUGGAGGCAUGGGAGAGGUGAAUGCUUUGUGCUUGUGUCCACUCAACUUCCCUAACAAUCUUUCUCCAUUCUGGAAUUAAUUUAUGUUGGAUCCCCUUUUCCUGGAGUGAUUUGCAGUGCCUGUGGCCACUGCUCAAGUCCACUCGUUUUUGGAGCCACCUGUUCAGGAGAGACCAAAAGUUGUUUACAGGCAGUCAACUCUGGGCCUGGAUUUGUCUCUACAUGCUGAGAAUUGAGACGUGCAUAAAGACAUUGUGCUAAAAGCAGUGCUAUUCACACUCAAUAGAAACACUUCAGAAACCUGCAGUAUGAAUUAUUAAUGUUUGUGUGCUGAUUUUUAUCUCAAGUGGGGAGAAUAAUCCAUGUGUUAUACAAAAGAAUCAGAGGACCAAGGUUUCCAGCUACUCAUACUGCCUUUUGAGUAUCUUAACUGUGUCUUGAUUGGAUGGUGUUAAUUUUUUUGUCUGAGACUGUUACAGUGAUUGUAUUGAUUAAUUUUAUUUUAAAAUAUGUGGCAAGGAAGAUUGUAAUAAAAGCAUCUACAUUUAUUAUACUGUGCACACACAAAUUGUUAGAUCCUAUUUUUAAAUAUGUUAAUAAUUUCAGAAUUAAACAGCACAAGAAUGGUUUGAUAGUCUUGCUGAAUAAAGUGGAUGUAAUUAAAUGUUUCCUUAGUUAUGUCCUAGGAUAGAGAAAGGGUAUUUAAUGGCAGAGAGCACAUUUAUGCCCUGUAAUCAUCUUACUGUAAGAUAUGGAUGUGGAAGUGAGUAAUGUGCUUGUUGUCUUAAUUUUUAUUUUUCUCAAAGAAGGUUCAUAGGAAGGAAAUUGCUGGCAUUCUUCACCACUCCCUUGCAUUCCUCUUACAUUUUAUAUGGACCUCAUUGUGUUGUGCUCUUUUUUCCUGCAAACAAGGUGAGAAGAGGGUCUUGGAAUAAGAACCAUAACUCAUUUUGAGAUCUGUUUCUUGUGCAGCAUUUAACAGCACUCCACUGAGAUUUUACCUUUGCUGUGUAGGGUAGAGCACACAGGGCUGUAGAGUGGGAAACAAAUGUUUCUCGUGUGGGAACAAGAGUUUCUGCCAGCACUCAGCAGUGUCCCUGCCAGGGUGGUGGUUUGCAGCAGGAGGAGAGCAGGGAUCCAGGUUAAGGAGAGCAGAAAGUGCUGUGUCAUUACACUUGUGUCCUGGACAGGUUUGGUUUUAUACUAAAGAAGCUCUCCCAAGUAAAGGUUCUUGUCCAGUCGAAGAAUACUUUUAAAAUUUGAGACAUGUUACAAAUUUUGGUCACUCUGGUACUAAAAUAUUUCUUCAUAAAGAGAAACACGUCCCUUUUACAUCUCCUUGCUGCCUUACUGGUUUAUUGACUGCAGUCAUUCCACUCCUGUUUAGAAUCCCAGGAUUAGUUACCCAGAGAGAUGUUCUUGCUGAAAGCACAUGUUCUUCAUGUUCCUGGUAAGUGAGAGCCUGCUGAGCAGUUCUGUAGCUUUCUAAAACCUGUCCAUUAAAGACAUUUGUCUGCCGUGGAAACCAAGCUUCGAGAUGUUCAAUGACAGCCCAAAAAUAGCCCUUUCAAAUAAAUGAAAACUCUUGAAAGUGCAUUAUUGUCAAUAAAUGAGGAAACCAGUGAAUUUAUGCAUGCAGGAGCAGAUUUCAGGUAAAUCCCCGAGGUUCUGUCAGCCACUGGAGGAGUGUGCCCUGAGCAAAGGGCUGCUGCUGUCAGGGCACUGCUUCAGGAGAGACCCAUUUCCAGAAGGGAGGAAUGUGGUGUGGCAUUCAACAGCCAAGGAAAACUCCCAUCUGCUUCACCAGGAAACCAGUGCCAGGUGACAGCCCCAGUGCCACCAGUUUGGUGCUUUUACUGCUGUGGCAGCAGAGGACCUCGAGGCAGAUGGGAUGCUCCUAAAUGUGCAUUCCUGACUCAGUGCCUCCACAGUGCAAAUAAUGGUAAUAAAUCCCCCAAUGUGCAGAGCAGUGAAUAAGGCAGCACAUUAUUCAGAGAGAGAAAACCAGCAAUAUGAGAAGGCUGUGCCAUAUGUUACCACUGGAAUCACACUUACCUAUUGCCCUCGUGGUUGCAUUGCUGUUUAGAAAAAUCUGUGUGUAGAAGAGUGUAAUUUAUGUACUCUGUGUGUGUGUGUGUGUGUGUGUGUGUAUGUUGAAGCUUUAUUUGCAAUGUGGUAGGGGUGGGAAACAGAAUUUGGGGGGCUGGCUGAGUAGGCCUUCAGGAUGUGAGCAGAAGGUCUUAAAGAAUUAUAUUUUUAUAGAUUGUGCUGAAGCUUUGGGUCCCAGCCACACAUAGCCUUUUCUUCCAGAGAAGUAAAAUGGUUUGGAAAGAGAGUCAGGUGGCUGUAAUAUAGUAGGGAUAGUACAACCCCACCAGCCCUGGACAAACUGAAUAACUUAAUAAAAGAUGCCUUUUUAAGUAAUAUUUUUUUAGUGCUGAAUUGUUAAACAAAGAAAUAUUUAUGAGCAAACUUUCUAUGUACUUAAAGUUUGUGUGGUGCUUUGUACUGACUAGGUGGACCUGUUAUCUGUUUACACAUCUUAAAUGAUUGUCCUUGAGGCAUGUGUAGUAAUUCAACAACUUCUGUGCCAGAAAAACAAUGAAGUUCUGUGUAAUAGCAAAUGAUUUAAUUUCUGAUGAAACUGUAGGCUUUGUAGUGUUUGUGUAUUUUUCUGGUUGGCCAUUACAAGUUGUAUCCUUCCUGCAGUAAGGCUUGUACGCUUGAUUGUAGAGAGAGGCAAUAGGAUGGUAGAUAACCAUUGUUUAAAAAGAAAACCCUAAAUAUUGCUACCUUAUCCAUUUUAAAAUCAGGUAAGCUUUGCAUCAUAAGCCUGAAAUUUUGCAUUGGAAAGAAGUUUCAAAUACAUCUAGGUUAGGUUAAAAAUUUGGGAUGGGUUUGUUUAUUUAACUAAAUAAGACAGGGAGGUCUUAAAAGUGCUUAACAGUGAAAUAUAGAUGGACAAGCCAAAAGAUGGAACAGAAAUGGCUUGUUCCCACUGUGUGGAGCUGACCAAGCUAAUUCAUAGCUUGUGCUACCCCUGUGCACAGACAGGUGAAUAGGCAAAUGGGGAAAGUAAAGAUUUUUUUUUUUCCUUGUGGUUUGUCAGCUGUAAUAGAAUGAAGAAUUUUAGUUGUUUGUUCUGAAUGCAAAUUCAUAAAUACCUUCCAGGAGAGCUGAGUUAUUAAUAAAAUCCCAUUCAGUCAAAAGGCAAAGCUGCUCAUAAGGUUCAAAACCAGAGCAGGAUUUUUUUCAUCUUGCUAAACACACUGAGUCUCUUAUGGCUGGGAAACCAGGGCUAAAGCACAACUGGCCACAUACUGUCCAGAUUAAUUUUUUUUGGCUGAACUUCAGGGUCUCUGUAAAAAAGCACAAGGGUCUGCAUCAUAAAAGAGUUUUUGGACCAUUAUCUUAUGAUAAAUGUCAUUACCUACCGGAGCAGUUGGUGAUUUGGCAAAACUGAAGGUCACUUGUCACAUCCCUUUUAAUUAAUGUGGCAGCAUCCUCACCACUCUUGUGAAUAAAUCACCACUGCAAAAAGUAGAGGAGAAUUUAUCAUGAGUUUUUCUCCCAAGAGUUCCUGAUUUCUGGAUGUGUUAAAAAAGAAGCCCUUCUGCUUUUCUAAGCUAGCAGGAGAAAUGUCACCAAGAUGAAUAAUGAAUUGCUGAGGAGGGAGGCUGUGGCAGGAGAAGCAGUGCUGGGGAGAUGUUGUGCCUGGCUUUUCCUCCCCUGGGAAUCUGUGGGUGCAGCAUCCCCGUGGUGGUGGCAGAGUUUUGCCUGCAUCCUCCCGUGGGGGAAAUGUGGAGGAGUUACUCUGAGCAAGUGGGGAGCUGUUGGGUUUGUUGGGCAGUGCUGGACCGAGGCUGUGGUUCAGCACAACUCUGUGCACCCAGAAGCUCCUGGUGUACAGCCCCCUGUUUCCCUGGCCACAGCGUAAUAAUUCCCUUAGAUUUCUUCUGCAGGCCAUGGAGAACCAAGAGAUUCUGGAAGUGUGUUGUUCAGAUGAUUCAGGCUUGGCUUUUGUGCUUUUGAAAAGAAAGGUGGAGAAUUAUCAGCUGUUGUCGUAGAUCUAACUCGUCCAUCUCAGCUACACCAUAAAACUGCACCCUAACCUUCCUCUCCCAUCAUCUCUGCUGUCCCUGAUAUGCCUGUCCCCAUAACAAGGGACAUGAAGGAGCUAAAAUCAAUGGGGAAUUCAUCCAGUCAAACCCCCUGAAGUUUUAAUCCUCUUUAGUUCCCUUAACCUCCUCAUCCUGGGAACAGAUAAGUGCCCAUGCUGCUCCUAGAGAGGGUCUGGGACAAUGCAGCUGCUGAAAUCGAGGGAGAGUGGAGUUGCCUCUCCCCCUGGCAGCGAGGUGCUGGGUGAGCAGGACCUAAUUACAGAGCUGCAUGGU
Messenger RNA from Parus major (Great Tit), 9008 nucleotides. RefSeq names its product pyridoxal kinase (gene PDXK). The transcript is spliced from 11 exons. Gene Ontology annotation, cellular component: cytosol. Gene Ontology annotation, molecular function: pyridoxal kinase activity. The coding region runs from base 1 to 1227 and encodes 408 amino acids. Gene Ontology annotation, biological process: pyridoxal 5'-phosphate salvage. The record is from RefSeq and is a predicted model, not a curated record. NCBI's taxonomy places the organism in Eukaryota, Metazoa, Chordata, Aves, Passeriformes, Paridae.